Messenger RNA from Maniola jurtina (meadow brown), 869 nucleotides. RefSeq names its product protein lethal(2)essential for life-like. The transcript has a single exon. The coding region runs from base 102 to 656 and encodes 184 amino acids. Lineage: Eukaryota; Metazoa; Arthropoda; Insecta; Lepidoptera; Nymphalidae. Gene Ontology annotation, molecular function: protein folding chaperone. The record is from RefSeq and is a predicted model, not a curated record. Gene Ontology annotation, biological process: protein refolding; response to heat.
GGCGGCUCACGUCAGAUUUGAAUUUGGAACUGAACUGAAAGUGUUCGACUGCGCUUCUACGCAAACUUUCUACGUGACUUAUAAACCAAGAAGUAUUCAAGAUGUCUCUGCUUCCAUACUUGUUCGACGACUUUUCUUUGGUACGUCCCCGCCGCCUUGUGGACCAGCAUUUCGGCUUGGCGUUGACUCCUGACGACCUCCUCACCGCGGUUGCAGCAGCACCUCUCGUCAGCAGGGACUACUACCGCCCCUGGCGUCAUCUAGCCGCCGCAGCCAGGGACCUCGGCUCCAGCAUCAAGGCAGACAAAGACAAACUCCAAAUCAGCCUGGACGUUCAGCACUUCGCACCAGAGGAGAUCAGCGUUAAGACUGCCGAUGGCUUCAUCAUCGUCGAAGGCAAGCACGAGGAAAAGCAAGAUCAGCACGGUUAUAUUUCCCGCCAGUUUGUGAGACGAUACGCCUUACCAGAGGGCACCUUGCCAGAAACUGUUGAAUCGAAGCUUUCCUCCGAUGGAGUAUUGACCAUCACAGCGCCAAUAAAGGUCCCAGAGGCGAUCAAGGGCGAAAGAAAAGUCCCCAUCGCCCAAACGGGGCCAGUUAGAAAGGAAAUCAAAGACCAAAGUGAAGGUACCAAUGAGAAGCCAAAAGCGAAGUAAAGUUGGCAGUUAUAAGUGUUUUCUAGGUUUAAGGUGCAUUCCAAAGACCUGGCAGUGCCAUUUUGAGACUGAUUACUUAAUUUUGUGAUACAUCAACAGAAUAACUUUUCGAGUUUUUAAUUUAAUGUUUAAUAACUGUUAAGCAAUUUUCAGAGUAUUGUAACUUGGAAGUUAUUGUUUGAUAAUUUAAUAAAUAACUUUAUUAAGCUUGUA